Messenger RNA from Tetrahymena thermophila SB210, 414 nucleotides. Its product is annotated as LITAF-like zinc ribbon domain protein. NCBI's taxonomy places the organism in Eukaryota, Ciliophora, Oligohymenophorea, Hymenostomatida, Tetrahymenidae. Gene Ontology annotation, molecular function: zinc ion binding. The record is from RefSeq and is a predicted model, not a curated record. The transcript has a single exon.
UUAAAAAUUAAAAUAAAUCCAAAUUAUAAAAUAAUUUAAAGCAAAAGAAAAGUAAUUUAAGAAAAUAUGAAUAACAAUAACUACUCAUAAAUUCCUCCUCCUCCUUAAAACUAAAAUUAAGGAUAUUAACCCCCAAUGAUGGGAGCUCCUUAAACAGUUCAAGUAGGAUUACCAAGAACUGCUAACUCAUCGACAGCUCCUACUACUAUACAAUGCCCAUAAUGCAAUUAAGUUGGUGUUACUACUGUAAAAAGCAAAAUGGGUAAAGGUACUUGGUGCUGUGUUGCUUUACUUUGUUUUACAACUGCGAUUCUUUGGGUUGUUCCUUUUUGCAGCGAAAACUGUCAAGAUAAAAUCCAUACUUGCCCAACAUGUUAAGCUGAAGUUGGUAGACAUAGAUAUAAAGUUUGCUGA